ACAGGAGAACCUACAGGAGGACCAGCAGGAGGAACUGAACUAGGAUGUGAAGGAGGAGUUGGAGGAGCUGGUUUUGAAACAGUCAUUAAUGUGUGAGAGGCACUGAAAGGAAGUCACUGUCAGUGAUGGAGGGAGAUUCAGUCACUCUAUACACUGAUGUUCCUGAGAUACAGACAUAUGAUGUGAUACGGUGGAGGUUUGGAAAUGAGGAACCCUCUAUAGCCGAAAUCAACAGAACAGCUGAAAUCUUCAGCACAUCUGAUGGUCCUGACGGUGUAUUCAGAGACAGACUACAGCUGGAUCAUCAGACUGGAUCCUUAACCAUCAGGAACAUCACAACCAAACACUCUGGAUCCUAUAUGGUUGAGAUCUACAGCAGUGGCAUGAACGUAAUAUAUAAGUUAUUCACAGUGACUGUCAGUAAGUUUUAUUAUCUAUAGCACAACACUCAAACUGUCUUUUGAAUCAUCUGAGAUCUGAGACUGAAGCAUAUAUUUUUCCUCAAGUAAAAAUAGUUAUACGUUAAAUUUCUUGAUGCAGCAGCAGACUAUGUUAAAGGGUCUGUUAAAAAGUUUAUAAUUAUAAUUCCCCACCAACAGGUUUACAUGCAUUUUUUUUUACAAUAUGCAUUUGGUUUUACCUGAAGAAUCUUUUCAAACUGUUUAUUUGCAUGUGUCUACUCUGCUCUGAUCAGUAAUAUAGUGUACUUAUAAAGUUUGUAACCAUUGUAUAGCUCGAUCUUUUAUCAUGACUCCAAGUAGACUGGAGAAAGAGUUUGUGAUUACACUCCUACUGUUAAAGUGUAAACUUAACAGAAAUGAAAAUGACUUGUUUAAGCAGUUCAGAGUCAACCCUUUUUUUUGAGAGACAAUAACUUUAUUCAUGAUGCACUUUCAGCUUUACUUAUAUCUUUGCCAAAUAUUGUUCUAUUCUAACAAAUCAUAUACCAAUAGAAAGCUUAUUUAUUUAAGUAUCAUAUAGACACACACACACACACACACACACACACACACACACACAUACACAUAUACAUGUAAUAUUUACUAAAGUUGGUAAGUGAAACAUCCUAAUGUUUUCUUGUUUCUUCUGUAAUUUUGUAAAAUUCUGUAAUUUUGUUGUUUGAGACCAAACUGAAGGAUAAAUAAUAUUUCAGUUUUAUAAGUUUUAUCUCUGACUGACUGUUUCUGUUUGAUCAUCAGGUGUGUUUGUUGGGUCAUUGUCAGUGAUGGAGGGAGAUUCUGUCACUCUACACACUUAUGAAAUCCUACAGGCAUAUGAAGCGAUUGAGUGGAGUUUUAAUGACACUCUUUUAGCUAGCGUGAUUAACAACAACGCUAGAUAUGUCGAUAAUGUAAAAUUCAAGGACAGACUGCAGCUGGACAUUCAGACCGGAGAUCUUAAGAUCACAAACAUCAGAACCACAGACACCGGACUUUAUAGUAUAAGACAAUUCAUAGACGCAUACUCAUCCAGAUUAGCUUUGUUUGACGAUUUUCUUAUGUCUCCGUAUUAUGCAUCACAGAAGACAUUCAGUGUCACAUGUGUGAACCAAACUGGAGUAAUGUCACUGUCAGUGAUGGAGGGAGAUUCAGUCACUCUAUACACUGAUGUUCCUGAGAUACAGACAUAUGAUGUGAUACGGUGGAGGUUUGGAAAGCAGAAAUGUCCUAUAGCUGAAAUAAGUAGAAUGGCUGGAAUCUUCUACACAUAUUUAAGUUAUGGUGGAAUGAUCAAAUACAGACUAUUGCUGGAUGGUGAGACUGGAUCUCUGACAAUCUCGAACACUGAAACAAGCCUUUCUGGAAUUUAUGAGGUUGAUUUCACCAACAGCGGCGGCAAACACACCAUGCACAAGUCAAUCAAUUUAACUGUCGAUGUGUCUGGUGAGUCAGUAUCAGUGAUGGAGGGAGAUUCUGUUACUUUACAGACUGAUGUCACUAAAUUACUGGAAUAUGAAGAGAUUGAGUGGAGUUUUAACAACACUCGCAUAGCUAGUGUGUUUAAGAACAAGGUUAUAUAUGAGGAUGAUGUAAAAUUUAAGGACAGACUGCAGCUGGACAUUCAGACCGGAGAUCUUAAGAUCACAAACAUCAGAACCACAGACACUGGACUUUAUAAGUAUGAUAUCUACAGAGUCAAGAAAAUGCAUUCACGUGAUACAUCACGGAAGACAUUCAGAGUCUUAUGUGUGAGAGGCACUGGAAGGAAGUCACUGUCAGUGAUGGAGGGAGAUUCAGUCACUCUAUACACUGAUGUUCCUGAGAUACAGAGAUAUGAUGCGAUACGGUGGAGGUUUGGAAAGCAGAAAUCUCUUAUAGCUGAAAUCAACAAAACAGCUGGAAUCUUUAACAUAUCUGAUGGUCCAGACGGGAGAUUCAGAGGCAGACUACAGCUGGAUCAUCAGACUGGAUCUCUGACCAUCAAGAACAUUGAAACCAGACACUCUGGACUUUAUGAGGUUGAGAUGAGAAGCUUCGGCAAAUACGCCACAUACAAGUCAUUCAAUGUGACUGUCAGCGGUAAAAUGCAAACAGUAUUAGUUAUUGAGGGAGAUUCUGCCAUUCUACAGAUUGAGCAUGACAAAAUGCAUGCUGAAGAACUGAUAGAGUGGAUAUUUGAAAACACUGCCAUAGCUAAAAUCCUUGAAGGAUCUAGACCUGUUUAUUUUGGUGGGAUAUUCGAGGGAAGACUGAUGCUGAAUGAUUGGACUGGAUCUCUGACCAUUAAAAAUGCCAGAACCACAGACUCUGGGCUUUAUAAACUGAAGAUCAGUCACAAAGGAAAUCUAAUAAUUAAUGUGGAUGUCAAUGUUACUGUAACAGCUUGGCCGAUCACAUGUGAUUCAGGUCUGUCUUCAGGUGGUAUAGCAGGAAUAUGUGUUUGUGUUAUUGUUUUGCUGAUCGUUGCGGUUGUUGUGAUUUACUGCCGCAUAACCCGAUAACUAAAACAGCUAACAGUGAUCCAAACCACAAAAGAAGCAGAGCUCAGAGAAAUUCCCUCUUCUACUUAUUAUUUAAUCACUGUUAAGCAAAGUGUAUUCUGUGACUCUAUUGUGUAAAUAUGGAGAAAAAUGUAAUUUCGUUGUGAGAUUAAUCAGUAAAACUGUGUAGGGAGAUGGGCACCAAUUUCUUUGGAUUUUACAGUAUACAGUAAUUUGGUCUUCAUUUGUUAAAAAAAAAUGUUAUUUAAAACCUUUAGGAAGUUCUAGUUUUAUUACGAUGAUUAUUAUAUGAUUGUUUAUUACUUGUGAUGAGAUAUCCCUACAAUCUUAAGAGACUGUGUUAAUUAUAUCGCUCUCCAGCUGUAACAUUGAUAGAUGUUUGAAAUACAUAAUUGUUUUACCCAUUUUGCCAUGGCCUAUGAAAGGGUA
Messenger RNA from Puntigrus tetrazona (Sumatra barb), 3370 nucleotides. RefSeq lists its product as uncharacterized. The record is from RefSeq and is a predicted model, not a curated record. The transcript has 8 exons. Bases 1226 to 2941 code for a protein of 571 amino acids. NCBI's taxonomy places the organism in Eukaryota, Metazoa, Chordata, Actinopteri, Cypriniformes, Cyprinidae.